This is a messenger RNA of Rhagoletis zephyria (snowberry fruit fly), 1434 nucleotides long. RefSeq names its product peptidyl-prolyl cis-trans isomerase-like. Gene Ontology annotation, cellular component: cytoplasm. The record is from RefSeq and is a predicted model, not a curated record. NCBI's taxonomy places the organism in Eukaryota, Metazoa, Arthropoda, Insecta, Diptera, Tephritidae. Gene Ontology annotation, molecular function: peptidyl-prolyl cis-trans isomerase activity; cyclosporin A binding. Gene Ontology annotation, biological process: protein folding; protein peptidyl-prolyl isomerization.
AAAAAAUAUAUAUAUAUAUCCGACGAAUUGAUAACCUUUCUCCUUUUUGUGAAGCGGUUACAAAAAUUGAGGUCGGCCGCCGUUUUUACGUACAUAUGUACAUACAGUAGAAUCUCGAAAAAGUUAACCGAAAUGUUCCAAGGGCAAUUAACUUUUUCGAAUUAACUUUUCUAAGCGCUUUGCGAAGGUCAACAAAUAUAAUAUAGUUUUAGGAAAUAACACGCUAAAUUUAUUUCAAUUACUUAGUUUUCAUCAUUACGAAAAAGGAACUUGGAUUUAAUUUGCACCAGCACAUGGAGAGUUUUCUUGUUUUCUUCUUCAUAUGUGCUCGCCACUUUCUCCAAAAUUUCAUGACGUUUUUCUUUAUCUUUGAGAUGCCCGCUUUAGAUGCACCAUAAUCCGCCAAUCGAUUUCCGUAAAUACCUCUAUCACUUUUUUCAAUCUCAGCUUUUUGAUGUAGAUUUAAUCUGAUUUUCGAUGACUUUUUCCUCUUUGUUGACAUUUUUAAACACACAAACAAUACACAAUUCACAAACUCAAACGCACGACAAAAAUAAACUCAGGGAAUACCCGUAAAGAAAUUGAGCUCGGGCUUGUUUUUGUUGCCAAGUAAAUAGUUGGUUUGAAUAAUGUAUCAGCUCAGAAAAGUUAACCCAAAAGUUAAAUUCGGUUAACUUAGCCGAGCGAUUAACUUUUCCGCGAGUUAACUUUUCCGCGAUUCUACUGUUUUUGUUUUCUUUUAUUCUGUUGAUUCUGUUUGUUUCUUCCAUCAAACGAGCGAUAUAUGGCCGCAUUGCAGUAUUAUUCGUCGUACCCCGUUUUUAGUAAAAUUUAGCCUCAGCGUCGCUUGUUUUUUAAUUAAUUAGUAAUUUGAAUUAAUAAAAAAAAAUGCUAAAUGUGUUUCAAAACUCCCAAUUUGCAGCUUCGCACAGAUGUUGUACCAAAAACUUGUGAAAAUUUUCGAGCUUUAUGUACUGGUGAAAAGGGAUAUGGUUACAAAGGCUCCACCUUCCAUCGUGUCAUUCCGAAUUUUAUGUGCCAGGGUGGCGAUUUCACCGAUCAUAAUGGCACUGGUGGCAAGUCGAUUUACGGUACCAAAUUUAAAGACGAGAAUUUCACAUUGAAACACGAAGGACCAGGCAUCCUAUCCAUGGCCAAUGCUGGCCCGAAUACUAACGGUUCACAAUUUUUCAUUUGCACUGAAAAGACUGAAUGGCUGGAUAAUAAGCAUGUUGUUUUUGGCAAAGUUGUCGAAGGCUUGGAUAUAGUGAAGCAAAUUGAAGGUUUCGGUUCGGAUUCUGGCAAGACAAAGCGCAAGAUUGUAAUUGCUAAUUCUGGCGUAUCGGAGUGAAUUUGUGCUAUUUUAGUUUUUCUAGUUUUACAAAUUCAUAUAAAUAUUCUGUGAUUUUGGUUUGGUUGUUGUUGUGGUGGUAU